AUGUCACCCAAAGUUCUCCACGUCGGCAUCAUCGGUGGUGGCGACGUCGCUCAGAUCGUCCACCUUCCGACCUUCUUGUUCUUGUCGGACUUGUACAAGGUUGUCACCGUUUGUGACGUCUCGCAAAAGACAGCCAAUCACUGUGCCACCAAAUUUGGAGUCCCUCGUGCCACGACCAAACCCGCUGAAAUCUUCGAUGAUGCUAGCAUAGAUGUGGUGGUAGUCUUGACUUCGGACGAGUACCACGCGCCCUACACUAUCGCCGCCCUUCGAGCCGGCAAGCAUGUCAUGGUCGAAAAGCCAAUCACUCUGAGCUUACAGGCGGCGCAAGAGAUCAUUGAGACGGAAGGGUCAGCGCCAAAUGGAGCACGUGUCUUUGUUGGCUACAUGCGACGUUAUGCGCCUAGCCUGCAAGCGUUCAAGCGCGAGGUUGCGUCCAUUGGCAGCAUCAAGUACGCCCGUGUCCGAGACAUAAUUGGCCCCAAUGCCUACUUUAUAGGGCAGUCAGGCACUGAACCCAAGAAGUACCACGAUGACAUCCCCCUCGAGGCUUCGCAAGACCGAUCCGCGCGGCUGUCGGCGUUGCUUGAACAGGCGUGGGGAACGCCGUUUGGGGAUCUCAGCCCAGAGCAGAUGGACUACUGUUGCCUUCUUGCCAACCUGGGAAGCCAUGGCCUUAGUUUGAUGAGAGAAGUACUUGGUGGGCUGCCAGAGCGAGUCCUAGCUUCCACUGAUAAUGCUCGAUGGUAUACAGCCAUGUUUGAAUACAAGAAUCGAACAGACGCUCAGGAUCGAUUCACCUGCCUGUAUGAGACGGGUAUUGAUCAGGUGCCGCGCUUUGACUCGCAGGUUGCUGUCUUUGGGGAGACGAAGAGCGUUUCAAUUCGUUACGACACACCCUUUGUCAAGGGACUUGGUAUUACUGUUGAGAUUGACGAGCUCAAUGAACACGGGGAAAAGUGUCAUCGAACCCUGCAGACAUCGUAUGAAGAUGCCUACACGGCCGAGCUCAGAGACUGGUACGAGUGUGUGGUGAGUGGUAAGGAGAUCAAAACCACCGCCAAGGAUGCUUUGGAGGAUUUGAAGCUGUUCAAGAUGAUGAUGGAAAAAAGCGCUACCUUCGUGCCAUCGGGCCCAUGA
Messenger RNA from Fusarium vanettenii 77-13-4, 1140 nucleotides. RefSeq lists its product as uncharacterized. Gene Ontology annotation, biological process: NADPH regeneration. Lineage: Eukaryota; Fungi; Ascomycota; Sordariomycetes; Hypocreales; Nectriaceae. The transcript is spliced from 2 exons. Gene Ontology annotation, molecular function: oxidoreductase activity; nucleotide binding. The record is from RefSeq and is a predicted model, not a curated record. Gene Ontology annotation, cellular component: cytoplasm. The coding region runs from base 1 to 1140 and encodes 379 amino acids.